UAAAUGGAAUUAUGGAUCGGAGCUAUAAAAACUGUGGGGCAACCGGCAGAUGUCAGUUAGUUUCGUUUCAAGCGUCACUGAGAUCACAGAAGCAAACAUGAAGUUCGCCGUUGUCGUAGUCCUGUUCGCUUUGGCCUGGGGUGUCAACAGCUCGGUGGUGCCCCUCCUGUCCACCGUCCAUGGAGGAGUGGUGGUCGGAGCCCCUGCCGUCGCCGGUUCGGUGGCCAUCCAGGCAUCGGCUGUUCCCGCUGCCGUUCCCCUGUCCCUUUCCCCGGCUGGACCCCUGCUCAUCCAGUCUGGACCGGCGGUGAUCGCCGCUCCCGCUCCGGCCGUGAUUGCUGCCCAUGCCCCCGCAGUGGUGGCCGUCGCCGCUCCUGAGGCCAGCUAUGUGGCCAAGACCCGUGGAGCCGUCCAUGUGGCUCCUCUGCCCGGACACGUGCAGUCCGCCGCCUCCGUGAACCUGGAACCCGCACCAGGCACCUGGUAAAAGACCACCUGGAAUACCCCAUGGAUUACCCCUACAUCGAUCUUGACCGCCACUUUACUCGCAUCCUUACCACAAUUUUUGGUUUUUUAAGUUCCGCAUGGUCUUUCCACCCUUGAGACACUCUCGGGUUCUCAUUUCUUCAGCAAUCUAAGUCAAUCCUAUCCAGUCUAUCGCUUUCCGCUUUAUUCUCUGGUCUAUAUUUAUCCGCCCCACUGUUGUCAUCUUGAAAUUUGUUUCUUUUUGAAUAAAAAAA
Messenger RNA from Drosophila suzukii, 740 nucleotides. Its product is annotated as adult cuticle protein 1. Lineage: Eukaryota; Metazoa; Arthropoda; Insecta; Diptera; Drosophilidae. The record is from RefSeq and is a predicted model, not a curated record.